AUGCCCGUGGAAACCCGUAAACGCAAAGCCCUAGUCCAAGCGGCGCUUGAGAAUGGCGAGCCAGAACCCCCGACACCCACCAGCGCCACCAAGCGUCAGAAGAAACUGCCCGUACGGUCAAAAGACGACGGUCCAGAAGCGGAAACACCCGGCAAGAGCAAGAGCAACAUCAUCACCUUUGACGACGACGGCAAUGCGGACAAGGAGAUUGUCGUUCCUACCCCUAAACCCACCGUGGCCUCGGAGCCGGUAGAGCAGGAGGACAGUGAUAGUGAUGAAGCUCCUGAGGCGGUGUCCACGGCCAAAGUAGCCGAUGAGAUGAAGAAGUCUGCACAGGCGGAGAAGAAGGCAGCGCAAGAACAAGCGGCAGCCGAGAAGAAGAAGCGCCAGCAACGAGACGCCCUCUUCAAGCAGCAGGCUGCGGAGCGAAAGGAGGCCGAACCUACGGAGGUCGUGGUGCCGAGGCAGCAGACUGGCAGGAAACGUGCUAAGUUCGACGUUCCUAGUCUUUUGCCGGCUGAGUUUUUGACCGACUCGGAAAGUGAGGAGGAGGAGAUGGAGUCUUCUGCUGGGGAUAGACCUCGCAAGAGGAAUGUUUCUGGGAUUGAGAAGCGCAUGGCGAAGGAUGGGAGAGGGCCGAGGGAUGAGGUUAUUGGGUCUACGCUCUAUAGGGUGUCUAAGAAGGUGGAUGAGAGGUUGGCGCCAAAGGCGAAGAAGCAUUCUAAGAGUUCUAAGGAUUUGUUGCUGAGGAGGGGUAGGGCCCCUGUGAAGGCGGGAUCUGGAUUCUUUAAGAGAUAA
This is a messenger RNA of Pochonia chlamydosporia 170, 798 nucleotides long. RefSeq names its product u3 snoRNA associated domain-containing protein. Bases 1 to 798 code for a protein of 265 amino acids. The record is from RefSeq and is a predicted model, not a curated record. The transcript is spliced from 2 exons. Gene Ontology annotation, molecular function: snoRNA binding. NCBI's taxonomy places the organism in Eukaryota, Fungi, Ascomycota, Sordariomycetes, Hypocreales, Clavicipitaceae. Gene Ontology annotation, biological process: rRNA processing.